This is a messenger RNA of Momordica charantia (bitter melon), 2495 nucleotides long. It is a transcript of the gene EME1B, whose product is annotated as essential meiotic endonuclease 1B. Gene Ontology annotation, molecular function: DNA binding; nuclease activity. The record is from RefSeq and is a predicted model, not a curated record. Lineage: Eukaryota; Viridiplantae; Streptophyta; Magnoliopsida; Cucurbitales; Cucurbitaceae. Gene Ontology annotation, cellular component: Holliday junction resolvase complex; nucleus. Gene Ontology annotation, biological process: DNA repair.
GGGGCAUGGGAGGUUAUUUGGUGAUGUCUGAGCAGAAAAUUUGUAUUUUGGGAAAGGGCAUUAAAAAACUUAAAAAUCCGACUUAUUUUAUCAAUUUUCCCGAUUUUUCACGUGGAGGCUUCACUCGUCCAGUCGUCCCGCGCUUCUUUCGAAUACAAACUAACCUCCAGAGAAAUGGAACCGAACGCAUAAACCUUCAAUUCCUCCGUCGCAGUUGCUCCGCCGCAUUCCGAUGUCCCAGCCAAUUGACCUCUCCGACGAGGAGGACCAGUUCGCAACACCUCUCCCGAUCCACUCCAAGAAACGUCGAACUCAACCGGACGCCUUUCCGAGCAUAAACUCCACUGUUCUUGUGCUUGAUGAUGAUCCGACCCCACAAAAACCCGGUCGCACCUCUACGGCCUCGUUCGUGCCGGAGACACCUCUCUCUCCGCCUCCGAGUUCUGAGGUUGCUAUUGUUAAAUGUACGAAGGCGCAUUCUAGGGAUUUGAAUUCCGAGCAGAAGCUCUCCGGAAUCAGUGGAUUGAUAUGCUUGGAGUCCGACAACGAGUGUGAAAGUGAUUCUGAGAAGAAAAGGUGUGGGCAGAGUAAUCGGAUCGGUUCUAACUGUGAUGAAGUGAAUAACUCAGGAUUAACUUCUAAAUAUGACUCGGCAGGAUCCAGGCAUUCUCUUGGGAAUGAUGAUCGGCAGGAAAUUCUUGAGGACGCUAGGCAUUCAACCUUUUGGCAAGAUGAUAAUAUAUAUCAGGUCCAUGAUUAUUCUGAAAAGGAAAAUGUUGGAAUGGAGCAUCGUGAUAACACUAUAAAAGCAACUGGAAGAAAAGCCAAUGCUGAGAAGAACAAAGAUAUUGAUAAAGCGAUGAGGAAGAAGGCAACUAAAGAUGAAAAAAUUCGCUUAAUGGAAGAGAAGAAAAAAAUGAAGGAACUAGAGAAGUUGCAAAAGGCAGCUCAAAAGGCUGAAGCUGCAGAGAUGAAGAAAAUUCAGAAAGAGAAGCAAAAGUGGGAAAAUGGGAAACUUGCUUUGAAGUCCAUUGUCGCAGAAAUUGAUGCUAAAGUAGUGGAAUUGGGAUCAGUCGGUGGUCAUCUGCUAACAAGGUUGGCUGAAAAGGGGAUUACUUUCCGUAUUAAGUCUAAUCCAAUUGAAAGGUCUAUUUUGUGGACUAUGAACGUCCCGGAGCAUAUUUCAGAGUCGUCCAAGGGACCGGAAAUUUCAUAUUUAUUACUAUUGUAUGAGGCUGAAAACUUCUGUGAGCUUCUGAUGAAGGAGUCACUUAGGGAUCACGUUGCCAGAGUUCAAAGCCAUUAUCCAUCUUACACUAUCUGUUACCUCACCAAUAGGUUAAUGGCAUAUAUCAAUAAAAGGGAACAGGGGAAGUACAAUAACUCGACAAGCAGCAACGUUUGGAUACGUCCACCUGUUGAGGAGGAAUUGGCAAAAUUAAGUACUCACUUUGUCAAAGUGCAUUCUAGGCUGUGUGUGGAUGAAGCCGAGGUAGCUGACCACAUUGUUGGUUUGACAUGCAGUCUGGCAUCCUGCCAAUUCAGGAAAAAACCAACACGUCUAUCUGUCAAUGCUAAUGGAUCCAUUAUACCCAAGGAUUGUAUUGACAGGAAUGUGAUAAAGAAAAGCUUGUGGUUAAAAGCCUUGGUAGCAAUUCCAAAGGUACAGCCACGCUUUGCCGUAGCAAUAUGGAAGAAAUAUCCGACUAUGAAAUCUCUUUUGAGUGUGUACAUGGACCCAUGCAAAUCUGUGCAUGAAAAGGAAUUUCUGCUGAAAGACUUGACGAUAGAAGGUCUACUUGGCGAUGACCGAAGAUUAGGAGAGAUUUGUUCAAAGAGAGUGUACAGGAUACUUAUGGCUCAAAGCGGAAGCAUGAAAACUGAUGACGUUGAGGAGGGUGCUGACUUCUUCAGAUCCUAAUUGUCUUGAUUAAUUAUCCUAUCUAAUUAUCGACUCCACUAAUUUAAUGCAAUAGCUUAUUGCGAGUUCACUAUCACAGACAGUUUGAAGGACUAGAGUGUCUCAUUUCUCUCUUACAAAUGUCCCUUGGAGGUCUGCGAGGCUACUGCCUAGCAACUCGUGGAGCAAAGGGUAAGUAAAGAAAUUGCUGUUCUCCAGUAACAAUUUCUUGGAUGAAGGAACCGUGGAUGAUCUCAUGAACAAGUUGGAGGCUCUGUCAGAGACACUGUUAAUAUUGUUCAAUAUUUCAGUUGCCAAUUAUGGUUGGUUAUUGUAUUAAUAGUGUUCCAGUAGUUGAAGUGAAUUGAUCAUCUAUAUAGACUUCGUAAGGCGAACAUAUCUCGAUCUGGUAUCAGAACUUCAAAAGCUAACUGCUACUUUGUUGUAUGAGUCAGAGAUCAAGAAACAAGUCUUGGUUGCUAUGCAUGGUUUUGAUAUUGAAAGAUACAUUGAUGGUGAACCCUGAGAAGUUUGUAGUUAGUUAGAUGAAUCUACAGUAUUCUUUAUUGAGAAGACAUGGCAUAUUCUUUUGCAA